AUGUCGAAAACACCAAGGGAUCCGAUGCGCGACCAUUCAAUGCAGUCCUUUGAGAUGCGCGACACUCCUACCGGAUACCAUUCGCCACUCGAGCAGCCACACAUCUCACGCCCCGACAACCUCGAUAGCACCUACGAUUCAUCAACUCUUUCGCCCCAGUUCAAGAGGAAACCUGUCCCACGGCUUACCUCAUUCGCGUCUUCGGAACCAGGUGACUACGGGCUGGGGGUAGAAAACAGAGCCUCAACUUCGAAACAGAGCCUUCUGCGGAAGGCAAGCGCAGCAUUGCCAGGCAGCCAGUAUCAUUGGAUCCUCGAAAUAUGCGCGGUCAUUUUGAGUAUCCUGACGCUAGCAGCGAUCGCCAUUCUCCUACCCCUCUACAACAACAAGCCCUUAUCGACAUGGUCGUUUCAGUACUCCUUCAACACAGUCGUCUCAAUCCUGGGGGCAACAUCGAGAGCAACACUUGCGUUCGCAGUCAGUGCUUGUAUCAGUCAAGGUAAAUGGAACUGGUUUCGGCGAAGAGAUGACACUAUCAUGGUAUUCGAUCGUUUCGAGGAGGCAAGCAGGGGGCCAUGGGGCGGUGUAAGAUUGCUUUGGUGGUCAAGACUCAGGCACUGGAUGGCACUCGGGGCGUUAUCAACCGUGGUCUUGGUUGGCUUCGAGCCUUUUCUUCAGGCUAUCAUUACCUUCGAGGGCAAAGAAGUAUCAGUAACGGAUCCCAUUUCGAAGGCAACGAUUGGCAAGUCUAGCAAACUGGACAUCGGAUCUUUUUCGGCUAUCACAGGAGCUGCAGAAGGAGUAUAUACUCCCGAUGGAACAUUGAUGCUACUGUCAAUGCGUUCAAAAUACGACUUUGGUGCUCUGGCCUCGAUAUGGUCAGGUUUCUCGACUUUGGGCUCGGUAGAAGCACAAAAACCAUCGUUUAGCUGCUCCUCUGGAAACUGCACUUGGCCACCAUAUGCAUCUUUGGCAGUAUGCAGCGCUUGCAAUGACAUAUCAAAACACAUCAUCAAGUCAGCUGGGAAGACGAAUGUGAGUGGAGAAGCGGUAGACGAUACCCUGACCGUGGUCAACUACGUUGCUUCUUUCUCUCCGAUUGCGGUACCCAGUAUCAACACAACUUACACCAGAUACGACAUCAAGGAGUUGAACAUGAACAUUUCCAAUAUUGACUCGGCGGGUCUGGCCGCUAUACAGGGCAAGAAUCUGGGUUUCACAAGCACAGAGUUGUCAGCCAAAGCCACAUCUCGACCAUCGGAAACGCUCUCCUUCCAGGACUUCAAGACGCUCAUUGUUUCUUUUGCAAUGAUGGAAGCCAACCAGGACUUCCGUGAGAAUGGUCAUCCUUGGGAGGACAGCAGUGUUUCCGCACAAGAAUGCGCAUUAUACUUCUGCACCAACAUUUACCAGUCUGAUAUUGUCCAAGGCGACUUGCGAGAGACCGUUCUCGGAACAUAUACGGAUCGAAAUCUUGAUUCAUUGCUUGCAACAGAUCCUCAAUAUGCAGCCAGCUCAAAAUGGGACAAUGCAAACAGCAGCUACACCCUCUACCACGGCAAAAGGGACAUGAACCGAACCGACCUGCAAAUGUUCAUCUCAAAGGAAAAUUACCAUCGUUCCACGGGUCUGGACAUUGAACAGAAUGUAAAGUUCAACAUCUCUCAGAAUGCCGCCGAGUCUAUCACAGGCUUGUUCAUGAAUGAAUUCGCGCGCCGCGCAAGCCCUCUGGAAACGAAGCAGCUCACCUACCCAGCAGCUGGAAGUACCAGUCAACCUCAUGUGAUAGACAGCUUGGGUACAUCCAAGAACCUCACGACCACUUUUGAGACAGUUGCAGCCAGCAUGUCAAAGUACAUACGCGAUCUCUCGUUGGAAACCGAGCCUAAUGAAGGCGAGACCCAAAAUUGGAUAGUGUUCAUCCGAGUCGAAUGGGGAUUUCUAUCUCUACCGAUCGCGGCACUUCUGGGAGGAUGCUUGUUCUGUCUGCUGUCCAUAGUCGAGACAAAACGACUAGGUCUUCCUGCUUGGAGAGGAAGCUCAUUAGCAGGGUUGGCACAUGGGCUUGAUAAGCAGUCAAGAGAACAGUUGAGAGAAGCGGAUGGGUUGUCGCAGAUGGAUGAGCAUGCCAAACUCUACAAGGUGCGCUUCGUGGACUCUGAUCUGGGCCCGGAGCUGAAGUUGAGUCAUACCCAAGCGCGAUAA
Messenger RNA from Colletotrichum aenigma, 2205 nucleotides. RefSeq lists its product as uncharacterized. Bases 1 to 2205 code for a protein of 734 amino acids. NCBI's taxonomy places the organism in Eukaryota, Fungi, Ascomycota, Sordariomycetes, Glomerellales, Glomerellaceae. The record is from RefSeq and is a predicted model, not a curated record. The transcript has 2 exons.